Messenger RNA from Aspergillus calidoustus, 408 nucleotides. The record is from the annotation of a GenBank genome assembly. Lineage: Eukaryota; Fungi; Ascomycota; Eurotiomycetes; Eurotiales; Aspergillaceae.
AUGUCGCACCUGCAAUACUUCAGCUACCCCGGCUUCGGCGAAUGGGCAGCCGAGAACUUCCACUACAACCAAGCCGUGCGAAUCGGCGACUUGAUAAAGCUCUCCGGGCAAGGCGGCAUAAACCCAGAAACCCAAACAUUCCCUUCCGACAUCUCAUCCGAAAUUCACCAAGCAUUCUCUAACGUUGACCUCGCGCUCAAGACCGCUGGCGGGACGGGAUGGAACCAAGUGUACAGUGUACGUGUUUAUAUGCUAGAUCCACAGGACCAGGCAUCAACGGCGAUUCUGGUGCAGAACCUCCGCGAGUGGAUGCCGGAUCAUAAGCCGCUGUUUACGUACAUUGGUGUCAAGAGUUUGGCGUUGAAGGAGAUGAGAAUUGAGAUUGAGGUCGAGGCGCAUAUAGGUUGA